This is a messenger RNA of Thermothelomyces thermophilus ATCC 42464, 1712 nucleotides long. RefSeq lists its product as uncharacterized. The transcript has 2 exons. NCBI's taxonomy places the organism in Eukaryota, Fungi, Ascomycota, Sordariomycetes, Sordariales, Chaetomiaceae. The coding region runs from base 1 to 1503 and encodes 500 amino acids. The record is from RefSeq and is a predicted model, not a curated record.
AUGGAGGCCAACCGCACGUCAUACAUGGCGGCGGAGAGCCUCUCGCAGGCGCGUGGGCUGUCGGCAUCGAUAUCCUCGCUGUCAUCGUCAGCCUCGGGCCGCAGCGGCACGGCAUCGCACAUCUCCAAAACAUACCGUCAGGCGUCAACCCUCUUCCUCACGCGCCGCUUGCCCGAGGCGCUGUCGACCGUGCUUCCGCUGGUCUCGCCGCCUCAGUCUGACGACAAGGACGGUCCAACCGAGCCAGCACCGGUCAUCCGGGCGUCGCGGUCAUCGAGGAUCAAGGUCUGGAGCCUGUACCUGACCGUCCUGAAUGCCAUCGCCGAGCUCCAUCCGGACGACGGCAAAGACGCGUUUGGCGCCCAGGAGUGGCGGGCUCUCUGCUACAAGGUCCGUUCGGGAGAGAUCUGGGAGGAGGUCGUCCGCAACGGAUAUCACGGCGUCGAGGGGGAUGUAGACGCGGAAGUGGUUAUCAACCUAGCUACGCUCCUCCUCGCCCAUGCCAAGACCCAGACGCUCAAUCAGAAACGGCUCGAGAACUACCUCGCCGCGGCCCGCACGCCCAACUUGGACAUUUCCGAGGACCGCUUUUCCCAAUCGUCACGCCGCCACCACCACCACCGAUCUCCCUCCAGAAGCCACUCACGCCGCCGGCCGCCGGGCCCCAGCGGCGCCGACACGCCCCGCGACCUCGAGGCUCGCGUCAAGAUCCUCGAGCUCUACACGCUGCACGUGCUCCCGCGCAACGGCGAGUGGGAGUACGCGCGCGAGUUCAUCAGCGUGUCGCCGGUGCUGGACGACGAGCGGCGCGAGGCGUUCCUGCAGGCGCUGGACACGCUGCGCGAGGAGCAGGCCGCGGCCGAGCGGCGGGCAGAGGAGGAGCGCGCCAAGCGCGAGGAGGCGAUCCGCCGCGACAUCGAGGAGGCCAGGCGGCUGCGGGCCGAGAACGAGGCGCGGGAGCGGCGGAGGUUGGAGGAGGAGCGGGCCAAGAGGGAAGAGGCGGAGAAAGAGAAGGAGAGGGAGCGGGAGCGGGAGCGGGAGCGGGAAAGGGCCAAGGCGACCGAGCGCGACUUCGGCGUCGACGAAGGGUCCCCCGUCGCUGCGAUCUCGCCCACACCGUCUGCGCCGAAGACCGGCAAGCCGUCAGCCGACACCAGGACACCGGCGGGCGGGGCGGGAAGUGUGGCGAGGCGUGGAGGAGGAGGAGGAGGAGGACCCUUGCCCAGAAGGGGAGGGGCAGGUGGGGGUAACUCGGUCGCUUCGCCGACGCUCAUGUCCAGGGCGUCGACGGUAUUGAACAACCUCCGGGUGCUCGUGGACGAGAUCGCCCAGGCGUUCCAGACGAACCCUUAUGUCUUGCUGCGGAUGCUGGCCUUUGUCAUUGGACUGCUUCUCCUCCUGAGCCGGAAGAGGGUCCGCGAAAGGAUGGCCCGUAUUAUCGGGGUGAGCUGGAACAAAGUGAAGGCGACGAUUGGUAUGGGCACCAAGGUCAGCUAUAUCUGAAAACAACCAACCGCGCAACCGGGCGGAGCCGGGGUUGAAUAAUGUUACGGAAAGGUGUUAGGGGGUUCGAUUUCCUUUGUAUCAGUACUCCGUAUCGCGCUGGGCUAUGAUGGCUCUAGCUUCAUUUUUCUUUGUUGAAUGUAUGAGAUGACACACUCUGUAUUCGCUUGGCCGACAUAGGCCACAUAAAAAAACAUAUUGACAAUGUG